Molecule: messenger RNA, 948 nt
Organism: Schizosaccharomyces octosporus yFS286
Lineage: Eukaryota; Fungi; Ascomycota; Schizosaccharomycetes; Schizosaccharomycetales; Schizosaccharomycetaceae
Product: phosphoglycerate mutase family protein
Exons: 1
Coding region: 232-879 (215 amino acids)
Cellular component (GO): cytoplasm
Molecular function (GO): phosphatase activity
Source: RefSeq, a predicted model, not a curated record
CUUAUACGAAAGCGAUGAUGACCUAGUAGAAAAACGUACUGCAAAUCUAGGCUUAUUUGACUUCCAUAAUUAAAGUAAAAAUUAAGAAAGUUCUGUAAUUAUAUAAACUACUUAUAUAAAUCCCGAAGGCUGCUCUUCUCUCCGUUCAUAUUUCAUUGCUCUCUAUACGUGAAAGAAAGAUUAUAAAAAGCUUUAUUUACUUUUUCAUCUUCAUAUAAAGCCUAGUAAGCCAUGGUUGAAAAGAGUUCUCCACAAGCAAAAACUGUCUACAUUGUUCGACAUGGUCAAGCCGAACAUAAUGUGGGCCCUGAUGAGGAUCAUCGUAUUCGGGACCCAAAUUUAACACAACUAGGACGUUCCCAAGCAGAUGAGCUACGCGAAAAACUGUCUCAGCACCCCAUCUCGUUUGAUUUAAUCGUUUGUUCACCAAUGCGUCGUACGUUGCAGACAAUGGAAAUUGGGUUGCGGGAUUCCUUACAAACUGGAAUUAUCCCAAUUGACAUUUGUCCAUUAGUAGAAGAAGCAGGAGAUUGGCCCUGUGACAUUGGACUUGAGGUGGAGGAGACUGCCCAAAAAUUUCCCAAGUAUAACUUCAAGGCUUGCCAAGAUGGCGUUUAUCCAGCUCGGGAAGGUAUCUACCGUGGCGAUUACGAAUCAAAUAUGCAACGAGCUACAAAAGCAUUGGAAUAUAUUAAAAACCUUCCUCAAAAGGAGAUUGUUGUUGUGACCCAUAGUGUUUUUAUUCGAUUUUUACUAAGGCAACAGAAACCUGAAGAAGAUCUCAAUUUUAUGCCAUCUGAAAAAGUGUUUAAGAAUUGCGAAUGCAGAAAAUAUUCUCUUGAUUUCAAAGAUGAUGAACUGCAAUUGAUUCCUGCAUAAGUCGCUAAGAGUACAUAGAUAGUUAUGGGCUAGUUAUUAUACCAGUUUAUAUAUUAAAUUGGAUUUGUU